AUGAUGUCUGUCUGCUCUGUCCUGUAUACUCUAGUGCUGUUCUCUGAGCUGAGCAGCCAUUUGGUAACCGUAGCCAUGCCUGCAACCAAAGUAGAAGAUGGCAUAACAGAGCAAGAUGGUCUGGGUUUGUUCCUGGGGGACGAACCCAUGACGGAGCCUGCUGUGGUUCCCCCCGUGUACAGACGAAACCGUGUGCUGGACAACAACGUGAGUGAUGAAGAUGGAAGCCCUAAAAUGAUCAUCGUCUCAGACAUGAGGCUGAAAGGACACAGUAUUCGUGGGCUGGACCCGGCCUUCACUCGGAGCCUUCCUCUGCUCACAGACAGGAGCUUGAACCGCACUCCCGCUGAGCACAGUUUCAAAAUUGCUCGUAGAAACACUGACCUGGACAUGCUGCGGUGUAUGAUAGGAAGAGUGUACCGACCCUGCUGGGAAGUAUAAAUGUUUCCCAAUGCUGCAAGCACCCCCUCCCUUGAAUGUGC
This is a messenger RNA of Micropterus dolomieu (smallmouth bass), 482 nucleotides long. RefSeq names its product pro-melanin-concentrating hormone (gene pmch). The coding region runs from base 1 to 441 and encodes 146 amino acids. Gene Ontology annotation, molecular function: melanin-concentrating hormone activity; type 1 melanin-concentrating hormone receptor binding. The record is from RefSeq and is a predicted model, not a curated record. Gene Ontology annotation, biological process: chemical synaptic transmission; behavior. NCBI's taxonomy places the organism in Eukaryota, Metazoa, Chordata, Actinopteri, Centrarchiformes, Centrarchidae. The transcript is spliced from 3 exons.